GGGCCGGGGCGGCGGGAGCGGGGCUCGGGACGGGGCGAGAGGCAGCCCCRGGGCGGGGGAGAUGCAGUUCUCCAGCCGAGAGAGGCUGAAACAUGCGCGGCUGGCUGGAGACAGGCGGGAGCAGUACCCUCACAGCCUGCAGUUCUACCUGGAGCCCCCCACGGAAAGCAUCUCCCUGGUGGAGUUUGAGAGCUUUGCUAUCGACCGCCUGAGGCUGCUCAAAGUAGUUGAAAACCUCGGUGUGAGCUAUGUAAAAAGUGGUGAUACAUACAAAACUAAGCUGGAGAAUGAGCUCCGGAAACUAAAGUUUCCCUACAAAGCUUUGGCUGAGGAUGAUUAUGAGGCAAGAAGAAAAGAUCAUAUCUCKCAUUUCAUACUACGCCUUGCUUACUGCCAGUCUGAGGAUCUCAGGCGUUGGUUUCUUCAACAAGAAAUGGAUCUCUUCCGAUAUCGCUUCAAUCAAUUAUCUGAAGGUUUAAUGCAGAAAUUCCUGGAACAUGUUAAUUUAUCAUUUGAAGCUAUUGGUGAAGACCUGAAAAAUGAAUUGGCUURUGAUCUGUCUGUAUCAACCCCUGGCUUCAGUAUGUCUAAAGUAAAAGAACAAAUGUACUAUAAGGUUGGACUUGCAGAUGCUGUGGAUUUAUUUAGAGCCAGAAGAGUAUUUAUUAAAGAUGGCUUCGCCUAUGUGCCAUUUAAGGAGAUUGAUGUGAUUGUUUUGAAUAACUAUAGAACAAARUUGUCCAAAGCACUGGCGCUGACAGCACGAUCACUGCCUUCCAUACAGUCUGAUGAGAGACUUCAACCUCUGCUUAAUCAUCUCAGCCAUUCUUACGUUGGCCCGGAUUACAGUGUCCAAAAGAACACUGGAAAAAUUUCUCUAGAGCAGAUCGAUGCUCUGUCUGUGAAGUCCUUCCCUCUCUGCAUGCGGCAGUUGCACAGAGCCCUCCGUGACAACCACCACCUCCGGCACGGGGGCCGCAUGCAGUACGGGCUGUUCCUGAAAGGCAUCGGCCUCACUCUGGAACAGGCACUGGAAUUCUGGAAGAAAGAAUUUAUCAGAGGAAAAGUGGAUGCAGAUAAG
This is a messenger RNA of Malurus melanocephalus (red-backed fairy wren), 1081 nucleotides long. RefSeq names its product DNA primase large subunit-like. The record is from RefSeq and is a predicted model, not a curated record. The transcript is spliced from 9 exons. Gene Ontology annotation, cellular component: alpha DNA polymerase:primase complex. The annotation marks the transcript as partial. Gene Ontology annotation, biological process: DNA replication, synthesis of primer. Lineage: Eukaryota; Metazoa; Chordata; Aves; Passeriformes; Maluridae.